UGGAUGAGAGUUAAAAUGUCUGCUGGAAACUGAAACAAGUCCAGUUAACUAUGAUACAGCACUUAGAAUUAACAUGACCUGGAUGACUGACAACCUUACGGAAGCCGAGAACGGCCAUGGAUUUUUUUUUUUUUAUAUACACUGUUAUCGCAUGAUAACGACUUAUUAUUUCAUUAUGUCGAUAUAACAAAGGUUGCUUUUUGUGAUAACAUAACCAUAUAACAAAGAUUGUUUUCUCAUGAUAACGAAUUAAUUAAUAAUGUGUUCCUGAUUUCAACCUACAAGAGCUGCCACGAAUGGAUUCCAUAGCCACUGGCUGUAGCUGUAGCCUACUGGUAUGUUACAAUUCACAUUAGUUUGUUUACUUGACUGGGUUUGUUUAGGGGCUACCGGUUAACAGAUGAGUGGCUGACAAACUCCCAUCUAUCCGGCUGUUUCAGCUAAGGUAACGUAAAUAUAAAUGCUUUAACAGUCAGGUCAAACACAAGGAAGUCUAGUCUAAGGUAACUUAAAGAGUCAAUAUGCGUCAUUACAAGUAAAAGCAAAAAAAGUGAUGAAACAGGCACAGUCAUGAAAAGGAAGAGAGAGAGAAGAAAAAAAAAUAAUACAAAUAAUUCUAAUAAAAUGCAAAAACAGAAAUAAUUAAAAGGAUAAAAACAAUAAAGGACUAUUAGAAAAAGACAUCACAUCAGAAUUAAUAACAGAUAAGAAUAUGAGCAGUGAAAGGAAUAAAGGACAACAAAUGAAACCAGCAAAGGACGGUAGAAAGGAGACAACACGUGGAGGAAGUAAAAACAGAUAAAAAGGUCUAAGAGAAGUACAAGGAAUGGAAGAUGGACAGAUGGAAAUUCAUUUAUAAAAGGACAACUUAACAUAAAAACAAGUCUAAAAAAGUGGGUUUUAAGAAGCUAUCUAAAAAGGACAAUUGUGCAGAGAAGCAUUGCUAAUGAGCCACAGGAGGUGGUGAACAAUGAUUUAUCCACCCAUACCUUUACAAAAGCUGCCCAGGAGAGCAUUAUGUUGCCUGGAAACUCCGCUUAACAAGGUCAGAGGUAGGAGAGCAGUAAAGAGAGACUGACACCUCAGCCUCCACCAGUCCUCCACUGAAGCUGCCAGAGCUGCUUUCUCUACAGGCAUCGUGUCAGCUGCUGUACAUCAAGAUGUCAGCUAUGCACUGGGAGGCCAGGCGGCGUCAGAGUGCUCUUGACCGCAGGACAGCCAGAGACCAGCACAAGGUGAACAACAUGUUGUACCGAACAGUUAGUAAGAAGCUACUGCAGAGAGAUUCUGAGACCAGCCACAAUGCAACCGAAUCAGACACAACACAGGAGCAAACAGCUGGAGGCCAGUGUCCUCACUGUAAGGGCGACCUGAAGACACCUGUCCAUGACAGUGCCAAGAUCCCGAACAGUCUUUACAGUACACCCAGCAGUGGUGAGGAAGAUGAGUGACAGCGCUGAUCUUCAACAACCUCACCAGAUUACUGGACCCCGUUUCAAGGCUCUGAACAGCAGCUCUGCUCAUUUCUGUGAAAACAACAUCAGCAUGAGGUUGUCAAGGCUCCAAGUUCACGAGAAGAAUGUUGCAUCUCUUUCCCCCUCUUUCAUAUUUUCAUUUUCAUUUUUUAGAACAGCUGCGGGGAAAUUAGGUAUGUUAGGCUGCAGACAUGCAGGAAAAACCUUAAUAUUGAACUAAAAGAUGCUUAAAGGCUCUGUAGAGAUGAUAAUUCCCUGUUUAUAAGUCAGUACCAGCAGCACCUUUCAGAUUGCAAGAAGCUGUUUGGUUUCUAUUAAAAUAUUGACGAUUGCAACUUCAAAACUGUGUUUUAGAGUUUUAUUGGACAGUGGGCACAACCAUACCUGGAGGGUAUAAGGCAUAUGACAAGAUUAGAAGCCACCAGAGUGGUCCUUCAUGCUGAAUGUGAAAUUAAAAUGAAAAAUAAUGAAAAAGGUCUUUAUCCCA
Messenger RNA from Acanthopagrus latus (yellowfin seabream), 1962 nucleotides. Its product is annotated as coiled-coil domain-containing protein 200-like. The record is from RefSeq and is a predicted model, not a curated record. The transcript has 5 exons. NCBI's taxonomy places the organism in Eukaryota, Metazoa, Chordata, Actinopteri, Spariformes, Sparidae. Bases 1161 to 1451 code for a protein of 96 amino acids.